AUGAUCCUGGAACACCUCGGUUUUGGCUCGCUGAAGAUUGUUGGACUUGCGCUGCUAGCUGGUCUCCUAUUCCGUGGAAUCCUCAACAAGUAUGGUCGUGGAUUGCACAAUAUCCCCGGGCCAUGGAUAGCAGGCUUUUCAGACUUGUGGAGGCUGUUUCUCGUUCGCCGCCGUCACGCGCAGGAAGAGCACAUCGCGCUGCACCAAAAGUAUGGACCUAUAGUGAGACUCGGUCCCCGAGCGGUGUCCAUUGCCGAUCCUGAUGCAAUCAAGAUCAUCUACAGCCCUAGUGCUGGAUGGUCAAAAUCUCAAUUCUAUCCGGUGCAGCAAGCUCUUGCGAAGGGCAAAAGGCUUGAGACCAUGUUCAACACGGCAAACGACAGGUAUCAUGCAAAGCUGCGUCGAUCUGUGUCUAAUGCAUAUGCUAUGAGCACAUUGGUGGCUUUUGAGCCAUUCGUCGACUCAACCUCAAUUGAGUUCCUCAAGCAGCUUAAGACGAGAUUUGUGGACAAGCCCGGCGAAGAUGGCAUAUGUGAUUUCGGUGCUUGGCUACAAUUCUAUGCCUUUGAUGUUAUCGGAGAGUUGACAUUCUCGAAGAGGCUGGGAUUCGUAGAGAAAGGGGCUGACGUCGACAAUAUCAUUCGCGAUUUGGAAAGCUUCCUCGACUACGUUUCUUGGGUCGGACAAAUCCCCUUUUUAGACAACCUCCUCAUUAAGAACCCUCUCAAACUGUGGGCAGCUCAGAGCGGCCUCAUCAAUACGAGUGCACCUGUCGCGCAAUUUGCGAGAAAGCACAUCACUGAGCGCCAGCAUGAUGAGUCUUUGGGCGAGGAAAAGUCUAAAAGAAGGGAUUUCCUCAACAGAUUCAGGGAAGCUAGAGCAAAAGAUCCCGACUUCAUUACGGAGCAGCUCGUUCUAGCGCUCACCGUCGCCAAUAUGUUUGCAGGGUCCGACACCACCGGCAUCACCAUGCGAGCCGUUUUCUACUUUCUGUUGAAAAAUCCCUCCACGAUGGAUAGUCUCUUGGCGGAGAUAUCUGAAAAGAGCAAGGCUGGGGGGUUCUCUCGAGAGGACGGCCUUCCGCAGUGGGAAGAAGUCAGGGACAUGCCAUACCUAGGCGCCGUGAUCAAUGAAUCCUUACGCUGUCAUCCAGCAGUAGGCCUCACAAUGGAAAGAAUGGUGCCGGCCAAUGGUGUCAAACUAGCAGGCUACUUUUUGCCCGGAGGAACAAUUGCUGGCUGCUCCGCUUGGGUGCUUCAUCAAGAUACAGAUGUGUACGGCAAGGAUGCAGCCGAUUUUCGCCCGGAACGAUGGCUCGAAGCAACUCCGGAACAGCGGCGGAAGAUGAACAAUACUUUGUUUUCGUUCGGUGCGGGAGCAAGAACUUGUAUUGGCAAGAACAUCUCCCUUCUAGAAUUAUACAAGCUUGUCCCUGCGAUCCUACGGAAAUUCGAGCUCGAGUUGGCUCACGCUGAAGCAUCUUGGAAAACGCAUAAUGCUUGGUUCGUACGACAAAGAGAAUUCUACGUCCGGCUGAAGGAAAGAAAGCAAAUUCUGUAG
Molecule: messenger RNA, 1560 nt
Organism: Clonostachys rhizophaga
Lineage: Eukaryota; Fungi; Ascomycota; Sordariomycetes; Hypocreales; Bionectriaceae
Source: the annotation of a GenBank genome assembly